Messenger RNA from Lathyrus sativus (Indian pea), 414 nucleotides. The record is from the annotation of a GenBank genome assembly. NCBI's taxonomy places the organism in Eukaryota, Viridiplantae, Streptophyta, Magnoliopsida, Fabales, Fabaceae.
AUGGCAUGUAGCUACUCAUCAAAUCCUCCAUGUGCUGCUUGCAAGUUUCUAAGAAGAAAAUGCAAUGAAGAAUGCAUAUUCGCACCCUAUUUUCCACCAGAAGAGCCUCACAAGUUUAUAAACGUUCACAAAAUAUUUGGAGCAAGUAAUGUGAGCAAAAUUCUGAAUGAAGUAUUACCUCACCAAAGAGAAGAUGCAGUGAACUCUUUAGCCUAUGAAGCUGAAGCAAGGAUUAAAGAUCCAGUUUAUGGCUGUGUUGGAGCUAUUUCAGUUCUUCAAAAACAACUUCUUAGCCUUCAAAAAGAACUUGAUGCUACUCAUGCUGAUUUGAUUAGGUUUAAUCAUCAACCUUCUUCUUCUCUUGGUCUUGGACAUGGCCACUCUCUGCCUUUUUUUAAUUAUCCUUCUAAUUAA